Messenger RNA from Hemibagrus wyckioides, 1601 nucleotides. It is a transcript of the gene dkk3a, whose product is annotated as dickkopf WNT signaling pathway inhibitor 3a. NCBI's taxonomy places the organism in Eukaryota, Metazoa, Chordata, Actinopteri, Siluriformes, Bagridae. Gene Ontology annotation, cellular component: extracellular region. Bases 120 to 1019 code for a protein of 299 amino acids. The record is from RefSeq and is a predicted model, not a curated record. Gene Ontology annotation, biological process: multicellular organism development; negative regulation of canonical Wnt signaling pathway. The transcript has 7 exons. Gene Ontology annotation, molecular function: co-receptor binding; receptor antagonist activity.
AUUAUUCAGCGCUCCACUGGCACAGCGCAUGAGGUGGUGCAUCUUGCCUUGUCAUCCGCGCGCGCCUCAUCGGUCUGCAUCCUUCCAUCCUCCAUCAAGCACCGAGCGACGCGGUGAAGAUGCUGAUGGUCGCCCUGAAUCUCGCACUCUGCCUGGUGACCGUUAAUGGACUCCUUCCAGAAACUUGGACAUCUCCCGGUGUGGACUUACAGUCGCACGCGCCCACAGAGGCGAGCGUUGGACAAAAGCCGACUGCGCUGAGUGACCUGUUCAGCGACGAGAAGAAACUGGUGGAAAACACGCAGCGCAAACUGGAGGACGAUGAGCAUCAGAUGGACAAUGAGAGUGCAAAUUCUAUCCAGCCCAUCCAUAACAUCACCUCAAAUUACAGCAACGAAAGCAGAUUAGAGAUCGUUACCGGAAAUCAAUCUACCCCUGCUCCGGAGGCGAUCAAUAAGAUAUCAGCCAACACAACGGAGGACAUCCGCAUGACCAGAACCGUUAACCAGUCCAGCAACAAGGAAAAUGAUAUUGAUCGUGAAUGCAUUAUUGACGAGGACUGUGAGAAAGGUAGAUUCUGCCUGUACGAUGAACACCACUCCGAGUGUAUGCUUUGCAAGCAGUCAAAUGCGACCUGCAGCAAAGAUGAGGAGUGCUGUGAGGGCCAGCUGUGUGUGUUCGGUCAGUGCACGAACUCCACUAAAGGAAAAACAGGAACCAUCUGCCAAGAACAAGUCAACUGUGAUCCCGAUCUGUGCUGCGCCUUUUAUAAAGGCCUGCUCUUCCCAGUGUGCAUUCCCAAACCUAAAAAACAUGAGCCCUGUAGCAUCUCCCCCAAUCACCUGAUGGACCUGCUGUCAUGGGAUUUAGGACGCAGGAGUCCAAAAGAGCACUGUCCCUGCGCUGGGAACCUGCAGUGCCAACAUCUGGGUCGCAGCUUGGUGUGUUUGAAAGGUCCGACCUCCAGCGAAGAAGUUCUGGCCGACACACUGUACGGCGAAAUCGACUACAUCAUCUAAUCCUGGACACCGAACCUGUCCAGACUUGACGUUAGUACCAUAGUGAGCUCUGCAAACUUCACUGAGCCUGAAAGCCUUUAGCAGUCUGCUGUAGAAAACUAUUACUCAAAACUCUAUGUACAAACUGGUCACCAUUAUCGUGCUUCAUGUGCCAGUGUUCAGCUUCUCUACAAACAGCUGCAGCUUUUAGCAGGAAGUGUACCAUGUAAAGGCCCCCCCCCCAAACGUCUGCAGACAGGAAGCAGCAUUAGAUUAAAAGAUAGAGAGUAUAUACUGUAUCUAGAUGCAUAUGACUGAACAGUGUAAAAAUAAAACUAGUACUGUGGAUGCACAUAUUUCUAGACCAGUUACCAGAAUCAGACCUGGAGGAUCCCAGCGCUUCAGAACUCAGUAUUUUACACUCAUUACUACGCUGUCAUGUGCUGAAUUUGGUGGUGUGUGUGUGGGGGUAACAUAAAUUGCUGCUCCAGGAUCGAGUACAACAACGAUUUAAGAAUUAAGUUAAAAUAUGAAAUGCAAUAUUGUGUGUUGAUUCAAAGCUACAGAAAUGUUACCUUGCAAUUAAUAAAAAGCUGGAAAAUG